This is a messenger RNA of Abrus precatorius (Indian licorice), 1205 nucleotides long. Its product is annotated as DCN1-like protein 4. The coding region runs from base 176 to 871 and encodes 231 amino acids. Gene Ontology annotation, cellular component: ubiquitin ligase complex. Gene Ontology annotation, biological process: protein neddylation; positive regulation of ubiquitin-protein transferase activity. The transcript has 10 exons. NCBI's taxonomy places the organism in Eukaryota, Viridiplantae, Streptophyta, Magnoliopsida, Fabales, Fabaceae. Gene Ontology annotation, molecular function: ubiquitin conjugating enzyme binding; ubiquitin-like protein binding; cullin family protein binding. The record is from RefSeq and is a predicted model, not a curated record.
CACCACAAUUAUAAAGCCUGUUUCAGAUCCACGUCAUCAUCCUCAACCUCUCCGAGAAGAAGAAAAAAGAAGAACGGAGAAGAAAACGUGUAACCCCUUUUCUCUCUGCCUUCAAUCCUUCGUUCGAUUCAAAAUCGUUCUCUCUGAGUCUUUCCCUCUGGAUUUCUUAUUGAAGAUGCGACGCUCUGCAUCCAAAAAGACGGGUCAAUCCAAUUCCACUCCCAACGCCAAUUCCACCGCCGCCGAUCUCUUCCGCUCCGCUUCGAGUAAGGCAAGCUCAAAGGAAUCAGAACGAAUUGAUAGUCUAUUUUAUGCAUAUGGCAAUGGGUCUACUGGGUUGAUUGAUCCGGAAGGGAUUGAAACACUUUGUGCUGAUAUGGAAGUGGAUCAUACUGAUGUGAGGAUUUUGAUGCUUGCAUGGAAAAUGAAAGCUGGGGAGCAAGGAUAUUUUACCUUGGAUGAGUGGAGGAGAGGCUUAAAAGCACUAAGGGCUGAUACAGUAAGUAAAUUGAAGAAGGCACUCCCAGACCUAGAAAAAGAGGUCAGGAGACCUUCCAAUUUUGCAGAUUUCUAUUCUUAUGCUUUCCAAUAUUGUUUAACAGAGGAGAAACAGAAAAGCAUUGAUAUAGAGAGCAUUUGUGAAUUACUUAUUCUUGUUCUGGGUUCAACGUUUCCAGCUCAAGUCAACUCAUUUGUGGAAUACUUAAAGACUCAAAAUGAUUACAAGGUCAUAAACAUGGAUCAAUGGAUGGGAUUUUUUCGGUUUUGCAAUGAGAUAAGUUUUCCGAUGCUUAAUGACUAUGAUCCUGACCUUGCGUGGCCUUUGAUCCUGGAUAAUUUUGUUGAAUGGUUGCGAGAAAAGCAAAAGUAAUCUGAUAAGCCACCGGAUUCUCUGUACUGCAAUCAUUGCGCUCCAACUGGUGCAACUAAAUCAGAUAGAUGCCUUGUGGCUCUUUUAUUGUACUUAACAAAGUUAUUGUUUUUUUUUUGUUGGCCCAGCUUCUUAUUGGGCAUUUUAAACAAACCAUUAUUACGCCUCUUUAAAAUUUAUGUUGUAUGCCAUUGGUGCAGUUGAGGCUAGAAACAACCUUUUACAUUUUUAUCAUUGUCAAGGCCAACAUUAUUUAUCAUACAUAAGAGUUUUUAUUGAACUUAAUUUAGUAUGUUGUCGUAAUUAUAUACAAUUACAUUGUUCUUUGUUACCC